This is a messenger RNA of Chelonoidis abingdonii (Abingdon island giant tortoise), 3599 nucleotides long. RefSeq names its product Ras association domain family member 5 (gene RASSF5). Lineage: Eukaryota; Metazoa; Chordata; Testudines; Testudinidae. Gene Ontology annotation, cellular component: nucleus. The record is from RefSeq and is a predicted model, not a curated record. Gene Ontology annotation, biological process: signal transduction.
GGGGGUGGGGGGAGGGAGGUUAUGUGUUCUUACAGCCAGCUCCACUGUGCUUGCAGACAGGAGAUUAAACCACAGAUGGUGAGUGAGUCUGAGGGUGAAGAAAGAAGAAACUCAGUCAGGUCUGAUCCCUCAGUAUUCUCCAGCAGCCCUUGCUAAGGGAGUUGGAUGGGUGAGGAAAGGGAAGGGUAACCCAGCAGGGCCGUUUUAACAGAGAAAUCACGGAGUUAAAUGCUGGAUAACAAGCAGAAGGAGCUAUUGCAGAUAAGGGCAAGCAAAGCUGAGGAUGUGAAAUCGUGUCUGCUGCUGAAUGUACAGGAACUGGAUUGGGAAAUCCCACUGCUGGUGCAGUGAACAGGAAUCAGAUGGUUACCUGCCCCUCCAGCUCCUUGGUGAGCCCCAAAUGUUCUGAGGGUCUCAAAUCCACCGUUGGUAGAUGACCUUUGUCAGCGCAGCAUGAGCAGCGGGUACAGUAGUCUGGAUGAAGAGCUCGAGGAUUUUUUUUUCACAGCCAAGACCACCUUCUUCAAGAGUGCACAGAGCAGAGCCCCUGCCAAGAAUGUAACAAAAACAGCAGAAGAAGAAAAACCCAAAGCUCCCACGACCCAGGAGAUUGAACAGAUAAUCAAUAGUUACAAUGCCAAGGUUACAAAUUGCUUCGUGAUGAAGCUGAAUGAGGAUGGCACUUACACGGGCUUCAUUAAAGUGCACUUGAAACUGCGCCGGCCUGUGACGGUGCCAGCAGGGAUUCGGCCGCAGUCUAUCUACGAUGCCCUCAAGGAGGUGAACCUGGCUGAUAUGACCGAAAAGAGAACUUCCUUCUACUUGCCGCUGGAUGCAGUCAAGCAGCUGCACAUCAGCAGCACGACCACAGUCAGCGAGGUGAUCCAGGGGCUCCUCAAGAAGUUCAUGGUGGUGGACAACCCUCAAAAAUUUGCACUUUUCAAGGAGAUGCAGAGAGAUGGGCAAGUUCUCUUCCAGAAGCUCUCUCUAACAGAAUACCCCUUGUAUCUCCGGCUGCUGGCUGGCCCUGACACAGAUGUCCUCAGUUUUGUGCUGAAGGAAAAUGAAACGGGGGAAGUUGAGUGGGAUGCAUUCUCUAUCCCAGAGCUACAAAAUUUCUUAAUGAUAUUGGACAGAGAGGAAAAAGACAAAAUUCAGCAAGUACAAAAGAAGUACAGCAAGUUUAAACAAAGACUGGAGGAGACUUUGAAAGAAGCAGGAGGAAAACCUGGAUAACCAAACACAAAGCAUGUAUAGUAUCAGACUAAACUAGAUAUUAUUUUUUAAAAGAGACGUCUCAGGACACCUCAGAUUUGUCUGACCCUUUCUCCCUCUUCCUCUGUCUGAGGAAUGAUGCACCCCACAAGGAGACAAGUGUUGCAUUUCUUUUCCCUCAGACAUUAUCGCUGGAUCACAGCCAGUCAGUAAGAAUGGAAACCCUCAAUUUAAAUCUGCAGGCCCUCAAUAAACCAAAUAGAGCUGCUGCACAGCUUUCAGUUGUUGCAUUGAGUCACCAAGCAGGGAAACUUCAUGGCAACAGCUGAAUGUUAAAUAGGAAUAUCUACUGGGUAAUUGUGUUGGGCAGGAUAGAACUGCAUUUUUUUUCACCCUCUCCUGCCAACUUGCCUAUGGGCUUUGUUUUAAGAUGCUGCAGCUGCCUUGUGUGUGGUGGUUGUGUUGUGUAGUUCCGUCAUUUCAUAAGUUAGGUGGCAUCACAGGAAGCAGCAGAUAAAGCAACAGGGCUCGGUUGCACCAGAUUAUGUGCAUGUUGCAGCUGUCGAAGAUGCCAAAACAGAUUGUUGCACAAUUUUAAGAUGUCUACUGAAACAUAAGUCAGAUGCCAAGGAGGCUCCAAGUCCACCGUAGUCUUUCCAGUAGGUUUUACUGGUAUUUUAGAUUACCUUUUUUUAAAAAAAUUCUCUAGAAUGAAGGUUAAGUAGGAUAUGAGUGAAAUUCGGAUUGUUUGGUCAGCCAGUCUCCACCUGGAGCAAAUGUUCCCUACUGCUGAGUGUGGCUAUUCUGUGUAUUGCCAGUUUCCCACUCAGGGACCAGUGUUUUACAGAUUUACUCUUUUUACAUGCAAGAUGGUUGAGGUGGGAACAGGGAUGAUGGUUCAGUUCAGAAACCUUCAAAACUGGAGCACAAUCUCCAGCCCUGCAGAGGAACAGCAACUGCCUAGCCUCCUGCAGCUUGUCUCCCAAUACCCUCUCACCUCCUGUCCUUGCACCCUCACCCAACCACCCACAGAGCCUCUGCAUCCUCCCACUGUCUUCCUUCUGCAUGUAGACAAGAGGCUGCUAGGUUCCCUGUAUGACUACUACCCUGCCAUGUGUGGUGCUUAGAGCUGGGAGAAUGCAACAAGAAUGUCCUUAUUCACCAUUCUCUCUCAGAGCAACAGCUUAGCCUUUUACAGAUAGAUAGUGUUGCAGUUGGAGACAACCCAGUUAUUGCUAUUAAUCCAGUCCUAGCUCUUGGUUACACACACCUCUAUGUGGCUGGUGUAAGGUUCCUCAUGUUAAGGACUCCAACUUAAAAAUUAUACUACUGUCUGGAAAGCUUUAAGGUGUUACUUUUAACAGGUUAUUUUUCCAGUGUUUCCUCUUAAUGCAUUGGAUUAAGCACUUUAUGUGUAGUCGGUUUCACUCUUUCCCUUAUCUGCAUGGAUCCUUCACACAGCAGCAAAGGGAUGUGUGAAAAGGAAUGGUGAUGGUAAAGCUAUGAAAAGGAGUAGGUGCAGCUGGAACACCUGAAAUGACUUUAAACUGACUACCUGAGUUGAAAGCAUCCCCUGAAACUUGUUAUAUGGUGAAAUGAUUCCACUUCAGCGGUCCAGGUCCACUAGAUGCAAAGUGAUGACAGAAGGCAAUUUUAAGAGUCUCAGAUUUACCUCAGUGCCUUUUUUUAAGUGUAAAAUCUUUACUGUAAAGCUAAUGAGGAUCAUCGGUUGGGAAGGGCUUUUCUGAAAGACCUCAGUCACUUUUUCCCCUCUGCCUGUUCUCUGAAGUACUGUAGGGAUGAAGCUGGUUUUGUGGGGGGAGGAGGAAGGAAUUGUCAAUUCUGCCCCCCCACCCCAAGGUGACUAUAUGUUUGUUUUUGGUUUUUUUCCAGUUUUAUAUCUAAGCAUGUUUUAAAUGGGAGAAAGUGACUGCAAUGCUUAGCAAGCCCACCACCGUCUAGAGACGCCACUUUGUGUCACAGCUGGUAGCUUAUGUUUUAGCUAGUAGCAUAGACAGACUUGAUAAUAGGGCUGCAGGGCAGGGAAAGGCACCUUGCUGUACUGUAUUCCUUUCCCAGGUGACCUUUAACAACCAUGAGGUAGCAGCGCAGGCUUUGUGGGUGUUUGCCCACUUGUAAGAUGGGGAGAAUACUUGCUGACUUCACAAGUACAUUGUGAGGUCAGUAAGUAGCACUUAGUGCUUUCAAGGUCUGAAGCACUAUGUACAAAUAUUGACUGAGCAGAAAGAAGCACACUGUAAAAUGUCAUUGCUUCUGAAAAGCAAGAUCCAGAUUGUUUUUAACUUCAUCUCGUCUUGCUGGCUAGAAGUUUUAUGAGUGUUUUUACUGAUUCCCUCUCCCCCCCACCCCCCCCGGACCCCUAG